AUGAAUAACAUGGCGCAUGAUAUCAUAAUGCAGACAAAGCCGUACAAGUUAGGGAUUGAGGAUAUUCAAAAUUUGGGGUCUUUAUAUUUUUUUGAAAAUAACAAAAAGAUUGAAAAGUAUAAUGAAGAAAUAAAUCUGCUGAAACAACAACUGAACGACUUGAACGAAAAAAUGGGAAAAUGCGGAUAUAUUCAUAAAAUUGUUGAGCCAGCCAAGUUCCCCGAGUACACAUUUUGGUAUUACGAGUUGAAGGAAAUGAAGGAGUUCCAGGAUUUAGUCAUGUACGAAAUAAAAAAGAAAAAAAAGCAUUUUAAAUUUUUAAGUUAUAAUUGUUUGAAAUAUUUAAGUAAUAGAGAAAAAAUGAAAUUAAAAAAACAAGAAGAGGAACAAAAACGAUUAAAAAUACACUCAAAAAAUAUAUCCUCAUAUAUGGAUCUAUUUUGGAAAAAAAUUGAAAAGCUUGUUUGGGAAGAGAAAAAAAGAGAAUUACAAAAGACAUUAAAUAAAAAAAAAGAAAUGAGGUUUAAGAAGUUUGUAAAAGGAGCUAUUAAAAAAAUUAAAAGUUCAAGAAAUAAUGCUCAUGUGUUAUUUGAAAAUAGGUCCCAAAGUAUCUGCUCAAAUUCGAAUAAUAACAGUAGUGAACAUAUUAAUCAUUCCUGUACCGUGGGUAGUGAGCUUCAGAGUAGAAGGAACAGUAUUGUAAGAAGUGGACGUAGUAGCAUUGUGCGUAGUGGAAGGAGUAGUGUUGAUCGAGGUCGACAGAGCAGCGUUGUGCGUGGUGGAGAGGACAACCUCGACCGUAAUAACAACAUGGAAGAUAGUGAUAUAGAUAAGGAGUUAAAUGAGGAGGAUCUAACAGAUCAAGAAGAAGAGGACGUAUUGUUAGAUGAACAAAUGGAUUCUAGCGAAGAAUCAGAGGAAAAGGAAAGGGAAAUCAAUCUGCUCGAUGAUGAAGCGAACAUGCCUGUUGAAGAACUGCUCAAGCGCAUCUACGGUUUUAAAAGCGGGGAGGAGUACAUUAACUUGAUGCAGCAGAAGGGUGCAGAUGAGGAAGUGGAAGAAGUAGAAGAAGUGGAAGAAGUGGAAGAAGUGGAAGAAGCGGAAGAAGUGGAAGAAGCGGAAGAAGUGGAAGAAGCGGAAGAAGUGGAAGAAGUGGAAGAAGUGGAAGAAGUGGAAGAAGCGGAAGAAGUGGAAGAAGUGGAAGAAGCGGAAGAAGUGGAAGAAGCGGAAGAAGUGGAAGAAGCGGAAGAAGUGGAAGAAGCGGAAGAAGUGGAAGAAGCGGAAGAAGUGGAAGAAGCGGAAGAAGUGGAAGAAGCGGAAGAAGUGGAAGAAGCGGAAGAAGUGGAAGAUGCGGAAGAUGCGGAAGAAGUGGAAGAUGCGGAAGAUGCGGAAGAAGUGGAAGAUGCGGAAGAAGUGGAAGAUGCGGAAGGUGCGGAAGAUGCGGUGGAUGGGGAUGAAACGAACCGAGCUGCAGUCAACGGGGUACAGAGGACGCUUGGUUUGUGCGCAGUAUCGAAGGAAACAAAAUGGAAUGAGAAGAAGAGGAAGUUCUCACCUGACAAGGAUAACACGAGAAAAUGCAAAAUAAUGAAGAGUAACUCGUUUAGCAAAAAGGAUGAAGAGUUAGUGUGUAACAUGGAAGAAAGGCACUUAACGAAAAUACCACCAUUUAUAAAAGCAACAUUACGUGACUACCAACAUGCUGGUUUACACUGGUUAUUGUAUUUAUAUAAAAACAAUAUUAAUGGAAUAUUGGCUGAUGAGAUGGGUUUAGGUAAAACGUUACAAUGUAUAUCAUUGUUAAGUUAUCUUGCUUACUAUUUGAACAUAUGGGGACCUCACUUAAUAAUUGUGCCAACGUCUAUAUUAAUAAAUUGGGAAAUAGAACUAAAGAGAUUUUCACCUUGCUUUAAAAUAUUAUCGUAUUAUGGAAGUCAAACUGAAAGAUUUAAAAAAAGAAUUGGAUGGUUUAAUAGAGAUUCAUUUCAUAUAUGUAUAUCCAGUUAUUCUACAAUUGUAAAAGAUCAUAUAAUCUUUAAGAGAAAGAAUUGGAAAUAUAUUAUCCUAGAUGAAGCACAUAAUAUAAAAAAUUUUAACACGAAAAGAUGGAAUAUUAUAUUAAGUCUAAAAAGAGAAAAUUGUUUAUUAAUAACUGGUACACCAUUACAAAAUAGUCUAGAAGAGUUAUGGUCUCUCCUUCAUUUUUUAAUGCCAAAUAUAUUUACAUCCCACUUAGAUUUCAAAGAAUGGUUUUCGGAUCCGUUAAAUUUAGCCAUUCAAAAAAGUAAAAUUUAUGAUUCAAAAUAUUUAAUUGAUAGGUUACAUACUGUUAUUAGACCAUAUAUACUUAGGAGAUUGAAAAAAAAUGUAGAAAAAGAAAUGCCGAAUAAAUAUGAACAUAUCAUAAAAUGUAAAUUGACAAGAAGACAAAAAAUUAUUUAUGAUGAAUUUAUAAAUAAUAAAAAUGUACAAAACACUUUGAAUGAAGGGAAUUAUAUUGGUCUCAUGAAUGUAUUAAUUCAAUUAAGAAAAGUUUGUAAUCAUUGUGAUUUAUUUGCUAAUAAACAUAUUCAAACUCCAUACUAUUAUAUGAUUCCUAUAACUUUUUAUCUUCCUCGUUUUUGUAUAAUUUUUGACAAAAAUUAUUACUUAGAUUACUACUUAAUUUUAUUCUUGCACAAUGAAUUUACUUCAUUAGGUGGGACUACUGUUACAUUGAAGCACCACCAUGAUAGAAGUGGAACAAACGUCAAAAAUGAUUACCAGUUGAUUAGCGAAAUAGAUUCUCAGGAAGGUAUCAGGGGGGAUGUUCAUAUUGAUUAUGGGAUCAACAGAAACAGUGGCAUUGGGAACGGUGGUAACAGCAAUAGGCCAAUCCCUCAAAAGAACUUUCCUAACGGGAGGAAUCCCUUCGUUCGCAGCAAGGUAGGGUAUACCCCUCCAGAAGUAGAAGGAAGCACGUUAAAAAAUAAUAUUUUCAAUUCGUAUGAAAAGAAUGGUUAUCAUGUUUCUUCUUCAUCUGUUCCCUCUGACGUAGGGAUGCCUCAUACUGGUGCGCAAAAUGCACAGUGUAAUUCAGUUCCACUGAGUAGCGGUACCCUGAUAAAUUUAGUUCGAGGAGGUACUCCUCCUAUCCACGACAACAUUGAGCAGGUGGAACACGCGUGGGUAGACUCAUCAGUGGAAGUGUCGAAGAAGUCUCACUCAUUUAUCCACGCUAACAACACAUGCAGUAGUCAAGUGAAAGAAGGAGAUGGGGAAAACCAGCAACCUCCUUUUCAAAAAGAUCAACAAAAAGGUUGUAACAGCAGUAUAAUUAACCACUCCAUGGUGAAAAGCAUGCAUGAGAAGCACUCUCACACACGCAAUUUUACCAGAAUGGAUGCAAGUGAUACGGGUAAAAACAAUAUGAGCGGCGGACAGGAAAGUUUAGCUCCUCAGAACGAAGAAAUCAAAAAGGAAAAUCGUCUCAACGAGUACAGUACCGUGUAUAGCAGCGUGUAUAGGAACAUGCAUAGCGGCUUCAGUAACUCCAGUUGGGUAGGCAAUUUGCGCAGAAAUAAUGAACCAAGUGCAUAUGAUGUAAAUAUAGAGGAUGUGCAUAGCUAUGUUAAUAACCAAGUGUACAGAAGGAAUAGACCCCGAAAUCUGUUGAGUUACUCAGACGAAUUUUUAAAAGAGUUAAAUAACAAUUAUGAUAUAUUGUCUAUAUAUAUAGAUCCGAACAAUAAGUACAAGAGUUAUGACGAAUAUUUGUAUAGCGUAGAUUAUGAACCAAGCAGCAGUGCAGCACUCUGUGAAAGCAAUAAUAACAUGAACGUGAAUAGCGGAAGAAACGUUAACAUGAACAGCAGCGGUAACGUUAACAUGAUCAGCAGCGGUAACGUUAACAUUAACAGCAGCGGUAACGUUAACAUGAUCAGCAGCGGUAACGUUAACAUGAACAGUAGCGGUAACGUUAACAUGAACAGCAGCGGAAACGUUAACAUGAACAAUAGCGGUUAUACAAACACGUAUAGCAGCGCCAAUUUUAACAUGCGCGGCAGUGCCAAUAUGAGUGGAAAUUACAAUUGUAGUUAUAAUAACAGUACUAGUCAUAAACCGUACAGCAAAAACUGGUCUAACGAAUUUGCUAGUUUUAGAAAAAGAAAUUUCAUAUACCGAUAUGAGAUGAAAAUUUUAAAUAGUGAAACGCAGUAUAAAAACUUUUUUACUGAUGAAACGAAUCAGAGUUACCUAAAUUCACUGGAGCAUAACUUGUGGGUUAAGAAGCAAAGAUAUAUGGAAGAAAAGAAGAGGGAAUAUGAAAAUAGCAAAAAAGAUGUAUUUGUCAGUGAGUAUAACUAUGUCAAAAAAACUAGGGCCCCUUUGUUCGGAAAGAACCUUCUAAUGAUGAUAAAAAGAGAAUUUUCUAAAGAUAAAAAUAUUGUUUACAACUGUAGUAAUAAUGUAAUCAUGGACGGUCUGUCCAUUAUGCGGGAAACGCGCGUACUAGACAUACCAGAGGGUGGAUUUGAACAGGGAGAUGCAACUACUGGAAAGGGUCUCGUUGACUACGUGUGCAGUGAUGGUACUACUGGUAGUGGUGGAUGUGAGGGAAAGAGCCAUCUUGUCUUGGAGGUGCUAUUCCCGACUAUGGAGUGCUUUUUAAAGGAACAUGGACCGAUAAUUGAUAGGUUCACUAUAAUAAACACCCCCGCAGUGAUCUGUGAGAGCCACAAGAUAUGCAUCAACAACAAUUUGUUAAAUAACAAUAAAGAGUUAGAUACAAUCAUUAGAAAAAUAAAAAUAGCCACAAGAGUAUACCAUGAAGCUUUUUUAAAACAGUCUAUAAUAUUUCCAUUAAAUAAAGACAUAUCAUUAGGAAGCGGUAAAUUAUUUGCUUUAGAAAAGUUACUAUGUAAAUGUAAAAGAGAAGGAAACAAGUGUUUACUGUUUACACAAUUUAUAAAAAUGUUAGAUAUAAUAGAAAUAUUUUUAAAUCAUUUAAAUUAUUCUUUUAUACGACUUGAUGGAUCAACAAAAGUGGAACAACGUCAAAAGAUUGUAACCAAGUUUAAUAAUGAUAAAUCAAUUUUUAUAUUUAUAUCAUCAACAAGAAGUGGUAGUAUUGGUAUAAACUUAAUUGCUGCUAAUGUUGUUAUUUUUUAUGAUACUGAUUGGAAUCCAUCUAUUGAUAAACAAGCCAUGGAUAGAUGCCAUCGUAUUGGACAAACCAAAGAUGUGCAUGUGUUCAGGUUUGUUUGUGAAUAUACUGUUGAAGAAAAUAUAUGGAAGAAGCAACUACAAAAAAGAAAACUGGACAAUAUAUGUAUUAAUAUGGGCAAUUUUAAUAAUCAAACUAUUACUACAAAUGGAGUUAGUAAUACAACUAGUAUGAACAUUAAUAUGAACACAAUUGCAGAUGAUGAUAAACAGAAUAACAAUAUUUCAACAAAUUCAGAAGCUAGUAAAGACUGGUUUUCAAAUGUUGAUACUAUUAAACAAAUUUUUAUUAAUAAACAAAAUAAUGAUGAAGAUGAUGAUAUAUACAAAGACAGACUCUUACAUGAACAUCUAGAGGAUACUGAAAAAACAAAUGUGCGUUUUGAAAAAACGUUGGAACAUGUUGAGGAUAAAGAUGAUAUUCAUGCUCUCCACGAAGUAAAGAAGGAAACUCAACACGUUAUAUCUCAGGACUUGCAGGAAUUUGCCAACAAGAAUAAUUUCCAAGAAACGUAUACCCUCACCUCCUACUGUUUCAACUUUUUAAAUGAUAACUUGACGGAUAACUUGAAACAACAAAUCGAUGAAAUGAAAAUGAAAAUAGAGAUUGAGAUGAUGAAUGCAGGAGAAGAUGAAAAUCCGUCCUUUGAUGAUUCUUCCAGCCAAAGUGAACAAGAGUCACAAAUUCUUGAACAGACCACAAAAUUAUGA
Messenger RNA from Plasmodium malariae, 5916 nucleotides. RefSeq names its product Snf2-related CBP activator, putative (gene SRCAP). The transcript has 5 exons. NCBI's taxonomy places the organism in Eukaryota, Apicomplexa, Aconoidasida, Haemosporida, Plasmodiidae. The coding region runs from base 1 to 5916 and encodes 1971 amino acids. Gene Ontology annotation, molecular function: ATP hydrolysis activity; ATP-dependent chromatin remodeler activity; histone binding. Gene Ontology annotation, cellular component: Swr1 complex. The record is from RefSeq and is a predicted model, not a curated record.